Messenger RNA from Nothoprocta perdicaria, 2687 nucleotides. RefSeq names its product formin like 1 (gene FMNL1). Gene Ontology annotation, molecular function: actin filament binding; small GTPase binding; microtubule binding. Lineage: Eukaryota; Metazoa; Chordata; Aves; Tinamiformes; Tinamidae. The transcript has 25 exons. Bases 1 to 2640 code for a protein of 879 amino acids. Gene Ontology annotation, biological process: cortical actin cytoskeleton organization; regulation of cell shape; actin nucleation. Gene Ontology annotation, cellular component: cytosol; actin filament. The record is from RefSeq and is a predicted model, not a curated record.
AUGAACCUGCCCCCAGACAAGAUGCAGCUGCUCAGCCAGUACGACAACGAGAAGAAAUGGGAGCUGGUGUGCGACCAGGAGCGGUUCCAGGUGAAGAACCCACCGUCCGCCUACAUCCAGAAGCUGAAGAGCUACCUGGACACGGGCGGCGUGAGCAGGAAGUUCAAGCGGCGGGUGCAGGAGUCGACGCAGGUGCUCCGGGAGCUGGAGAUUUCCUUGCGGACCAACUACAUCGGGUGGGUGCAGGAGUUCCUCAACGAGGAGAACAAGGGCCUGGACGUGCUCCUGGAGUACCUGUCCUUCGCCCAGUGUGCUGUCACGUACGACAUGGAGAGCGCGGAUAAUGGGAGCCCGGGCUCGGACAAGGGCAAGCCCUUGGAGCGCUCGGUGGAGGACCUGAGCAGGAGCACCUCGGCAUCGCCCACGCAGGGCUCCUCCAAGAGCCGCCACCUCAACGUGAGGCUCAACCCCACGCACAGCAGGAAGGCGCUGAGGAACUCGCGCAUCGUCAGCCAGAAGGACGACGUGCAYGUCUGCAUCAUGUGCCUGCGCGCCAUCAUGAACUACCAGUCUGGCUUCAGCCUGGUGAUGAACCACCCGGCUUGCGUCAAUGAGAUCACGUUGAGCCUCAACAACAAGAACCCCAGGACCAAGGCGCUCGUCCUGGAGCUGCUGGCGGCCGUUUGCCUGGUGCGAGGUGGCCAUGACAUCAUCCUYGCUGCCUUYGACAACUUCAAGGAGGUGUGCGKCGAGAAGAACCGCUUCGAGAAGCUGAUGGAGUAUUUCCGAAACGAGGACAGCAACAUCGACUUCAUGGUCGCCUGCAUGCAGUUCAUCAACAUCGUGGURCACUCCGUGGAGAACAUGAACUUCCGCGUGUUCCUGCAGUACGAGUUCACCCACCUUGGGCUGGACGAGUACCUGGAGAGGCUGCGCCUCACCGAGAGCGACAAGCUGCAGGUGCAGAUCCAGGCCUACCUGGACAACGUCUUCGACGUGGGCGCCAUGCUGGAGGACACGGAGACCAAGAACGCGGUGCUGGAGCACAUGGAGGAGCUGCAGGAGCACGUGGCGCAGCUGACGGAGAAGCUGCAGGAUGCGGAGAACGACUCCAUGGCCAAGAUCGCGGAGCUGGAGAAGCAGCUGAGCCAGGCGCGCCGCGAGCUGGAGGCGCUGCGGCCCCCGGMCGGGCUGGAUGCGGCCCCCGCCGCCGGCUCAGUGAAGGUGAAGAAGCCCAUCCAGACCAAGUUCCGCAUGCCCGUCUUCAACUGGGUGGCCCUCAAGCCCAGCCAGAUCGACGGCACCGUCUUCACGGAGCUCAAUGACGAGAAGGUGCUGCAGGAGCUGGACAUGAGCGACUUUGAGGAGCAGUUCAAAACCAAGGCCCAGGGCCCCGGCCUGGACCUCAGCGCCCUCAAGGUCAAGGCUACACAGAAGGCCCCGAGCAAGGUGACCCUCAUCGAGUCCAACCGGGCCAAGAACCUGGCCAUCACGCUCCGCAAGGGUGGCCGCAGCGUCCAGGACAUCUGCACGGCCAUCGAGACGUACGACCAGCAAGCCCUGAGCCUCGACUUCCUGGAGCUGCUGCUGCGCUUCCUGCCCACCGAGUACGAGCGGACGCUCAUCUCCAAGUACGAGCGGGACCAGCAGCCGCCCGAGGAGCUCUCAGAUGAGGACCAGUUCAUGCUGAGGUUCAGCAAGAUCCCGCGCCUCUCCGAGCGCAUGAACGUCAUGAUCUUCCUGGGCAACUUCAGCGACACGGCCCAGCUGCUCAUGCCGCAACUCAACGCCAUCAUCGCCGCCUCCAUGUCCCUCAAGGCCUCCACCAAGCUGCGCAACAUCCUCGAGAUCGUCCUGGCCUUCGGGAACUACAUGAACAGCAGCAAGCGUGGGGCCGCCUACGGCUUCCGGCUGCAGAGCCUCGAUGCGCUGCUGGAGAUGAAGUCAACGGAUCGGAAGCAAACGCUGCUGCAUUACCUGGUGCGGGUGAUCACGGAGAAGUACCCGGAGCUGACCGGCUUCCACACGGAGCUACACUUCCUGGACAAGGCGGGCGCAGUCUCCCUGGACGGCGUCCUGCAGGACGUGCGCAGCCUGCAGCAGGGCAUGGAGCUCACGCGCAGGGAGUUCAUGCGGCAGGACGACAGCCCCGUGCUCAAGGACUUCCUCAAGAGCAACUCGGAGGUGAUGGAGAAGCUGCAGGCCGACAGCAAGACCGCCAAGGAGGCCUAUGAGUCGGCCGUGGAGUACUUYGGGGAGAACCCCAAGACCAGCCCGCCCACCACGUUCUUCCCCAUGUUCAUGCGCUUCAUCAAAGCCUACAAGAAAGCAGAGCAGGACAUCGAGCUSUGGAAGAAGCAGGAGGCUGCUGCCAAGGAGGCGGAAUUGAGCCCCCCCGGCAGCGAGGAGCCGCUGGACACGAAGCCGUCCAUCCCCAAAGCCCGGCGGCAGCAGAUGGACAUGAUCGCUGAGCUGAAGAAGAAGCAGAUGGGGAAGGAGCCUCUCAUUUACGAAGGGAAAGACGGCGCCAUCGAGGACAUUAUCUCAGCUCUGAAAACUGUUCCUUUCACGGCCCGGACGGGCAAACGCUCGUCCCGGCUCUUCUGCGACGUGAGCUACAACGAGGAGAGUCCCCUCUAGUGCCUACCUGCGGAACAACCCAUACCGCCGCGCCGACAUGGGCCGCA